CACCAUAGGACUUCAUUGUUGUGAAAGCUGAGUUCAACAAAUAUCACUUGCUGUGUCAUAGCACAUGGAUUUCAGGACCGCCUGCGAAGAGACAAAGACAGGGAUUUGUUUGCUGCAGGAUGGUAACCAGGAGCCUUUCAAAGUGCGACUGCACUUAGCCAAAGAUAUAUUGAUGAUCCAGGAGCAGGAUGUGAUCUGUGUGUCUGGUGAGCCUUUCUAUUCUGGUGAAAGGACAGUCACAAUUAGAAGACAAACUGUAGGAGGAUUUGGAUUAAGUAUAAAGGGUGGAGCAGAACAUAAUAUUCCAGUGGUCAUUUCUAAGAUUUCCAAAGAACAACGAGCUGAACUUUCAGGUUUGCUCUUUAUAGGAGAUGCAAUUCUGCAGAUUAAUGGAAUUAAUGUGAGAAAAUGCAGGCAUGAAGAAGUGGUUCAGGUCCUUCGCAAUGCGGGGGAAGAAGUGACCCUAACUGUGUCCUUUUUGAAAAGAGCACCUGCUUUUCUCAAACUGCCAUUGAAUGAAGAUUGUGCAUGCGCCCCCAGUGACCAGAGCAGUGGCACUUCCUCUCCCCUGUGUGACAGUGGUUUGCAUCUCAACUACCAUCCCAACAACACGGAUACAUUAUCAUGUUCCUCAUGGCCAACAUCCCCAGGACUUAGAUGGGAAAAAAGGUGGUGUGAUCUCCGAUUAAUUCCACUUCUUCAUUCACGAUUUUCCCAGUACCUUCCAGGAUCAGAUUUGUGCAGGCAAAAUGCGUUCCAAGUAAUUGCUGUGGAUGGGGUUUGCAGUGGAAUAAUUCAAUGUCUCUCUGCUGAAGACUGUAUUGACUGGCUACAAGCAAUAGCAAGUAACAUUUCCAACCUCACAAAGCACAAUAUUAAAAAAAUCAACAGGAAUUUCCCCGUAAACCAGCAGAUAGUCUACAUGGGCUGGACGGAAGAACGGGAACAAGACUCCCUUCAGGAUCGAAUGUAUACACCAAAGUUUUUAGCACUGAGGGGAUCUUCUCUGUAUAAAUUUAUGGCACCUCCAGUCACAACCUGGGAUUGGACACGAGCUGAGAAAACAUUUUCAGUCUAUGAGAUAAUGUGCAAAAUUUUCAAGGACAGUGAUCUACUGGACCGGCGGAAACAUUGUUUUGGUGUCCAAUCUGAAUCUGGAGAAGAUCUUUACUUUUCCGUGGAAUUAGAGUCUGACCUAGCACUAUGGGAAAAAGCAUUCCAGACAGCAACUUUUUUAGAAGUUGAACGGAUACAGUGCAAGACAUAUGCCUGCGUUUUGGAGAGCCAUCUCAUGGGGCUUACCAUUGACUUUAGCACAGGCUUUGUCUGUUUCGACGCUGCAACAAAGGCUGUACUUUGGAGGUACAAAUUUUCCCAGCUCAAAGGUUCUUCAGAUGAUGGGAAGAGCAAAAUCAAAUUCCUUUUCCAAAACCCAGAUAAUAAACAAAUUGAAGCAAAGGAGCUGGAGUUUUCCAACCUGUUUGCAGUCCUUCAUUGUAUCCAUUCGUUCUUUGCAGCCAAAGUGGCUUGUUUGGACCCUUUGUACGUAGGCAGUCAAGCAACAGCUUCUGCUGCUCCCACAACUUCUGGUACUGGCAAAUUAAAGUAUACAACUUGAUAUCUCACAUUACAGCACUGCCAUUUAUCAAAAAGACUUAAUGUAUAGAUAUUCAUAAGAUGUGAAACUGGUGAACCUGUACAUGGAAACCAAUUCUGGAGACAAGACAUCUUGCAGCGUCAGCAGAUAGAUGGUCACGUGGGAUCAUAAACUCAUUUCUGUUCUGCAAGACACCAGUAAAUAAUCCUCGCAGAAUCCCCAGAAUAGGAUGGAUAUGCUUUUAGUAUGAUCUAUUUGUACUUAUUUAGUGCUUUAACCAACACUGGAAGCAAAGGAAUAAAUGAUGCAAUGAGGCAUUUCGGUAUUUAAUAAAAUUUUCAAAUUGCUGUAAUAACACACAAAAAGAAUUGUCAUUUUCCUGUUUUCAAAUGUUUUUAUGACAAUAUGCUAAACUCUGAGUAUGAACCUAGUACCCAAUGAUUAUAUUAUAAAUGACAUAAGAGAAAGCGACAAGCAUUUAGUACAUAAUGAUGAGGAGAUGAGCAU
Molecule: messenger RNA, 2104 nt
Organism: Centrocercus urophasianus (Greater sage-grouse)
Lineage: Eukaryota; Metazoa; Chordata; Aves; Galliformes; Phasianidae
Gene: SNTG1
Product: syntrophin gamma 1
Exons: 18
Coding region: 65-1618 (517 amino acids)
Cellular component (GO): intracellular anatomical structure; dystrophin-associated glycoprotein complex
Molecular function (GO): structural molecule activity; protein binding
Source: RefSeq, a predicted model, not a curated record